AUGAAGCUUGAAAUCUUGACUGGUUUCAAUAAUGGACUUGGAUUGUUCAACCCUUGGCCUACAUUCGACUGGAACGUCAUGUUAUUCGAUUCAGUCGACCCCCUCGCUGCGAUCUGGUUCACCAACACAUGGAAUACUGGUUUUCUUCCAAUCAAUUCCAACAGAGUCUUCGAUCAUUUUGGAUCAAGAUAUAAUGUGUCUCUAGCUAUCAACGAGAAAGGAUUUUAUGACCACGACAAGUAUAUGUCCUACUCUGCUGCUUAUCUAAGUGCAGGCAACACAAUCGUUUACGGUGCCUUCUUCGCUAUUUAUACCGCCGCCAUUACCCAUGUCAUUUUAUUCCACCGCUAUGAAGUAACUAUGGGUUUCAAAAAUCUGUGGCGGGGACUUCGUCGCAGAAAGGUGGUCGAGGGCGACGAUGCCGGCGAGUAUCAGGAUGUUCAUAACCGUUUGAUGAAGAAAUAUCCCGAAGCAACAUUGGCCGUCGCCAUGGCUUUUGGUUUCGCCGGUGUUUGCGGCUGGCCCACAUACACGACAGCUGGGGUUGUCCCAUAUGGUCUUCUGCUCGCGCUUGUCUUUGUUGUCCCGGUCGGUAUAAUCAAGGCCAUGACCGGUAUUGAGGUGACUCUCAACGUCCUCGCCGAGUUCAUCGGUGGCAUGUGGGUUGAGGGUAACGCUCUCGCUAUGAACUACUUCAAAUCUUUUGGAUAUGUAACUUGCGCUCAUGCAAUUCAGUUUGCCAGUGACUUGAAGCUCGCUCAUUAUCUCAAGAUUGGACCAAGGCACACAUUCGCAGCACAAAUCGUUGCGACUCUUGUUUCGACAUUCGUAUGCACAGGGGUUAUGAAUUUUCAGGUCAACAUCAAAGAUGUCUGUCAGACCAACGCUCCCAUGAGAUUCUUCUGCCCUGGCCCAAACACAUUUUUCACCGCUGCGGUUCUUUGGGGCACCAUCGGGCCCGUUAAAGUUUUCGGUCAUCAAGGACAAUAUAAGGAGCUUCUCCUUGGGUUCCCGAUCGGAAUUUUGGCUCCUGUCGUUUUCUACUUCCUACUGAAGUAUUCCAAGAAUAACCGUUAUCUCCGACAAUUCCAUCCGGUUGCUCUGUUCUACGGUGGUCUGAACUGGGCCCCCUACAGCUUCUCUUACGCCUGGCCAGCCGUACCAAUCGCAUGGCUGUCUUGGAUCUAUGUCAGGAAGAGGUAUCUUGCAUUCUGGUCGAAGUACAACUUCGUCUUGUCCGCCGCGUUCUCUGCAGGUAUUGCCAUCUCUGGGAUCAUCAUGCUGUUCUCCGUUCAAUGGGCACAAAUUGAGAUCUCUUGGUGGGGCAACAAUCAAGUCGCUGCCGGGUGUGAAGGCAGCGCGUGCUUACUGAAAGAACUGGGCGAAGGCGAGCGGUUCUACCCUUGGUGGAACACUAAGAAGAUUCCUGCACCCUGA
Molecule: messenger RNA, 1437 nt
Organism: Phaeoacremonium minimum UCRPA7
Lineage: Eukaryota; Fungi; Ascomycota; Sordariomycetes; Togniniales; Togniniaceae
Product: putative opt oligopeptide transporter protein
Exons: 8
Coding region: 1-1437 (478 amino acids)
Biological process (GO): transmembrane transport
Molecular function (GO): oligopeptide transmembrane transporter activity
Source: RefSeq, a predicted model, not a curated record